GUCACUUGAGGAACAAAAAUGUUAUUUGAACUACCACACAGACUCUGGAUGCAAAGUGACAUGAUUAUAUAGAUCUCAUAUAUGAUAUGAUAUUAUAAUUGUAAAAUUAAAAGGUGGACUCAAAUGAUUUCAACGAUGUUAGGUCGGUCAAACCGUCAGCGUCCUCCAACAAAUUUCUCCAAAAGAAAAUAGAAACAAAAUGAGGUUUUGAGUUUUAACCAUCUUGUCUUGUCUUGUUGAAAAAGAAAGAAAUACUCAAAACUUGAAUCCAAUUUGUUGGAUUAUUAUUUUUCACGCAAGUAAUGGGUUUUACCUUUUCCAUUUCAAACUCUCACACCAAAAACCCUUUCCACCAUUUUUUCCUUAAAAUUUAGAAUUUAAUUCCCAAUUAGCCAUGCCUGUUUCAAGAUUUUUACUCUCUUCUUCCAAACACCGUUCAACCCGUGAAGCUCUCGCUUGUCUUUUUCUUCCAAGGUGUGUUCCAUCUAACAGAACUCAAGCUGUUAGAUAUACAAAAUCUACAAAACAUAGUAAAACAAGACAUGAUCUGAAUCCUGUCUUUACUCCUCCACCACGAUCCGAGUCUUCUCGCUCAUGGGGAGCUUAUGCUGUUCCAGCUGUUGUUCUAGGAUUUGCCGGGAUUGCAGCAUUUUUUCAUUAUAAUGACGAGAGGAGAGCUGUUCCAAAAGGUCAUCAGGGGGAUAGCCGCAAUAGAAAUAUGGUCAGUGGACCCAUAAUUGGUGGUCCCUUUACACUGGUUAAUAAAGAGAAGCAAACUGUUACGGAACGGAAUUUUCUUGGCAAUUGGGUCCUCCUCUACUUUGGUUAUACCUCAUCCCCUGAUAUUGGGCCAGAACAAGUUCAACUUAUGGCUAAGGCAAUUGAUAUCUUAGAAUCAAAACAGAAUCUUAAAAUUCUACCAGUAUUUGUUACGAUUGAUCCUCAACGUGAUACUCCCUCACAACUCCGUGCAUACCUUGAAGAGUUUAACUCAAGGAUAGUAGGUUUAACUGGACCAGUUGCGGCUAUUAGGCAGAUGGCACAAGAAUAUCGUGUUUAUUUUAAAAAGGUAGAAGAGGAUGGUGGUGAUUAUCUUGUUGACAGUUCCCACAACAUGUAUUUGUUGAACCCUAACAUGGAGGUUGUGAGAUGCUUUGGAGUCGAGUAUAAUGCGGAGCAGUUGUCAGAAGCGAUAUGGAAAGAGCUGAACAAAAAACCCUCUUGAUGCUUUAGCAUAACAAUUUUGUGCUUUAAACUCACUACUAAGGGCCAUCAUUUUUUCAGCUGUUUCAUAGCAAGAAUUUUAUUUUCUAAUUUCCAAAGGUUGCGAUUUUUAUUUUAAAGUUGUGUAAAUUCUUUCAAGAUACUACUUGCUUUCUGGAAAUCUCAAUUGUCAAUUGGAUUAUUUUACUUGGACUAUAA
Trifolium pratense (red clover) is the source of this 1422-nucleotide messenger RNA. RefSeq names its product protein SCO1 homolog 2, mitochondrial. Gene Ontology annotation, biological process: mitochondrial respiratory chain complex IV assembly. The transcript is spliced from 7 exons. NCBI's taxonomy places the organism in Eukaryota, Viridiplantae, Streptophyta, Magnoliopsida, Fabales, Fabaceae. The coding region runs from base 395 to 1225 and encodes 276 amino acids. The record is from RefSeq and is a predicted model, not a curated record.